AUGACUUCGAGCUCUAAGAAAAAGAAGGAAAAGAAGAAGGAUUUUCAGAAAGUCAAAUUAAAGGUUGGCAAGGGGCGACCCAAGGCCGCGAACAGCACAGAUACGAGCUUCAAGGCAAAAUGUAGGUACAUCAACUCCCGCAGCAUUGAACCGUUCCUAAUUUUCAAAGCAAUUGCAUUGAAGCAGCAGUCUCUGUCAACUGUUGCCCCGACAUUGGAAGCGCAAUGUGCGCACCAUUUGGGCCUACUAAAUCAUAAGUCGGACGCCCAGCGACGCGAGUCCCUGGCGUACUUGACUACAGCAAUCGUGAACAACCCUCCCAUGGCUCCUUUACCUCAGCCCGCAUCUGUGAUCAUCCCGGUGGCACAACGACUCAUUCUGGACGGUACCAACAGUGUUCGACAGCAAUUGCUCAAGCUUCUGCACAGCCUGCCACCGGCCGACAUCGCCAGCCACGCUGACCAACUCCUGCUCCAUACUCGAGCUGCAAUGACCCACCUGGCCAACGAAAUCCGGACUUUCGGACUGGACGUGCUGGACUGGUUGCUUGGUGUAGCGGGCGACGAGGUAGUGAGUUGCGCUGGUGGUUGGGUCAAGAUGCUGAAAUGCUUCUUGAGUCUGCUUGGCUGGCAGAGUGAGGCCACAAGCAAAUGGUCUGCGCCGAAAGCCUUUGGUAAGGCAGAUUCGAAAAUGCAAGCCAGGCAGAUGAGCGCGCUCACAACCUUUCUUCGCACAGGUCUGUUCCACGCGCAGGCCGCCACGCCGGUUGUCGUGGUUGGGAACAGUUUUCCGCUCUGGCAGACGGAGCAUCACAGGCUAUCGGAACGAUCUAAUGCGUAUGCGCACCUCAAUCUUUUUGGCGCGACGAGGGAUGAAGAGGCAGAAAUGUACGAGGACAGAGAAGAUCGGCAGAGGAUCUUUCACGAUAGGGCCGAAACAGCAGUCGUCGCAGGCCUUGAGCAAGCAACGAAAGCUGGUGGCGAGCUCGGUCGCGCAGCUGCCCAACUUCGCAAGGUAGUCAAAGACGGUAUGGCAGACUUCUACCGAGAAGAAGUUAUGGUUCCGUAA
This is a messenger RNA of Parastagonospora nodorum SN15, 1068 nucleotides long. RefSeq lists its product as hypothetical. Bases 1 to 1068 code for a protein of 355 amino acids. Lineage: Eukaryota; Fungi; Ascomycota; Dothideomycetes; Pleosporales; Phaeosphaeriaceae. The transcript has 2 exons. Gene Ontology annotation, biological process: rRNA processing. Gene Ontology annotation, cellular component: nucleus. The record is from RefSeq and is a predicted model, not a curated record.